Molecule: messenger RNA, 5348 nt
Organism: Cynoglossus semilaevis (tongue sole)
Lineage: Eukaryota; Metazoa; Chordata; Actinopteri; Pleuronectiformes; Cynoglossidae
Gene: zfyve9a
Product: zinc finger, FYVE domain containing 9a
Exons: 19
Coding region: 190-3756 (1188 amino acids)
Biological process (GO): endosomal transport
Cellular component (GO): early endosome membrane
Molecular function (GO): metal ion binding
Source: RefSeq, a predicted model, not a curated record
CUCCGGUGAGUAAGUGCAUUUGUUUUCGUGACACUUCCGAGGAAAAAACGUUACCGGUGACCGUGUGGGCGCUGGGCGUGAGCCAGACUGGCUGAAGUGACAGGAGAAACGUGCUGAGAUAAACAUCCGGUGGAGUCGGACCUCUGUGCAGGUUCACGCAGCCGUCGGCAGGGUGGAGCUUCCUGACCCAUGGAGAAUUAUUUCCAGGCCGAGGCCUUCAACCUGGACAAGGUCCUGGACGAGUUUGAGCAGAAUGAAGAUGAGGUGGACACACCAAUUCUCUCUGAUGCCAAGUGGACUCAGAUCCUGGCCCCCCCAGCCCACCUGCUCUCUCUGAACCCCGCCCUGGCCCACGCAGACCUCAGCCCCCGGGAGAGUCCGCUACCCUUCAAGACUCUCUCUGACUCCUCCUCCACUGCCUCCCCGGGGGGCGAACCAAAGAGACACCCGGGACCUGAACUCCCGUCUUGGGUGGACGAGAGACCGGCAGAUGUUUACAGCCCUCCGCUCCCGCAGCCAAACAUCGGCAAACUGGUGGGGUCCGAUGACCUCACGCCGCCCCCUGUGAGCGCAGGUGGUGCCGUGGAGAACGGUUGUUCACUGAGUCCACCACACAGAGUGCAAAAUAAGGAGAUAAGUUCACCAGAGCACAACCAACUGGGUGGUUCAGACCCGGCGGUUGGGUCUCCUCAGGAGGAGAGAACCUCCGCAGCAGCAGGAGGAGGAGGAGGAGGUUCAACCGUCAGUCACACACACUUCAGCUUUGAGCUCGGACUGAGUGAAGCUCCAGCUGAGAAGGUUUCACCAAAUGUUGAACCGAGACGACGAGCAGGCGAAGGAGUCAAACAGGAGGACGGUGUCGGUGUUUCACAGGAGGAUCAUGGAGGAGGUUUCCUUAACGGAGGGAGAGAUGUUCAGACGGUAGAGGUAGAGGAGAAUGGUGUCACUCCACCUGGGGUCGAGAUGGAGAAGGAAAGGAGCUGCAGCUCAGGAGAGCAGAUAAACUCUCAAAGACUUCUGAAUGGUGCGGAGCAGGAGAGGAGCAGUGGUUCUAGGGAGGAGGAGACGGAGCAGAGACUGCAGGGGUUUUCGACUGCUCCUGUUCCCUCCAAGGAGGACUCUGUGACUGAGGAGAAAGAAAUGGAGGAGAGCAAACAGGAGAGCGGCGAUGGAGGUGCCGUGGGCUCGGGCAGCGUCCAACCAAAGCUCAACAACAGUCGUCUGCAGCCGGUCAGCGUUCCCUACGGAGGAGCGCGGCCGAAGCAGCCGGUCAGCCUCAAACUCCAGAUCCCGCAGCCUCUCUCUGGGCAGAUCCACAACCCUGUUGUCAGCAAAAACAAGAACCUGGAGAACCAGGGUCGGAGGCUCACGCCUACGUCUGAGACGAGUCCGAGUGAGGCCGACCAGACACUGGUCAGAGUGAACGGAGAUGGUUCGGUCCACUCUCCCACACUGUUGAGGUCGGAGAGCCCGGACAAUGACCUACAGGCGGGCAGGAGACCUCCCUGCUCCCUGGGGGAGGUGGCUCCUGUCUGGGUGCCUGACUCCCAGGCUCCUGUGUGUAUGAAAUGUGACGCCAAGUUCACGUUCACCAAGAGGAGGCACCACUGCAGAGCCUGCGGCAAGGUGUUCUGUGCCACAUGCUGCAGUCUGAAGUGCAGACUGGUCUACAUGGACAGGAAGGAGGCUCGGGUCUGUGUGACCUGUCACUCUGCUCUGACCAGUGCCCAGUCCUUGGACACGCCGGCUCCUCCCAGCCACCACAGUCCGAACCCCAACAACCCGGCGGAGUACUGCUCCACCAUCCCCCCUCUGCAGCAGGCCCAGGCGUCUGGAGUCCUCAGCUCCCCCCCUCCUACGGUCAUGGUGCCAGUGGGGGUCCUCAAACAGCCCGGCACUGAGGGUGAACUCAGUCUCCCGUGUUUAGCGUCCCUCACACGCGAACAGAGGAGGGUGUGGUUCGCCGACGGGGUCCUGCCCAACGGAGACGGGUCAGACGUGUCGCCUAAACCUCCGGCUCCCGGCCCCGCCUCCUCACAGUCGCUGGCCAUCUCUGCGAGUUCAAACAAGUCGUCCUCCUCUGGAUCCUCAGAGGCGGCCCACAACCCCGUGGCCCCGGUGGGCAGCCCCGUGGGCAGCUCCGUCAGUCUGAUCCCGGAGGACGGGCUCCCUCCCAUCCUUAUCUCCACCGGAGUCAAAGGAGGUACGGGAGGCCACAUCACAGAUUACGCCGUGGAGGAGAGGCCGUCAGAGAUCGUCCUCCUGCAGCAGCUGGAGGAGGGAGGCCCAGACCCGCUGGUGUUUGUCCUGAAUGCCAACCUGCUGGCCAUGGUCAAGCUGGUCAACUACGUCAACAGGAAGUGUUGGUACGUGACGACCAAAGGUAUGCACGCCGUGGGUCAGGCAGAGGUGGUCGUCCUGCUGCAGUGUCUCCCUGACGAGAAGACCAUACCCAAGGACAUCUUCACGCACUUUGUCCACCUCUACCAGGAGGCCCUCAGUGGAAACGUGCUGAGCCACCUGAGCCACUCCUUCUUCACACAGAGCUUCCUGGGCAGUAAGGAGCACGGGGGCUUCCUCUACAUCAGCCCCUCCUUCCAGUCACUGCAGGACCUCCUGCUGCCAAACCCACCGUACCUCUUUGGAAUCCUCAUCCAGAAGUGGGAGACGCCCUGGGCCAAGGUCUUCCCCAUCCGCCUCAUGCUGCGACUAGGGGCGGAGUACCGCUUUUAUCCGUGUCCGCUGUUCAGCGUCCGCUACAGGAAGCCACUCUUUGGAGAAACAGGUCACACCAUCAUGAACCUGCUGGCAGAUUUCCGUAACUACCAGUAUACACUACCGGUGGUGAAAGGUCUGGUCGUGGACAUGGAGGUGAGGAAGACGAGCAUCAAGAUUCCCAGCAAUCGAUACAAUGAGCUCAUGAAGGCCAUGAACAAGUCCAACGAACACGUGCUGGCCAUGGGGGCGUGCUUCAACGACAAGGCCGACUCCCACCUGGUGUGCGUCCAGAACGACGACGGCAACUACCAGACGCAGGCCAUCAGCAUCCACCACCAGCCUCGCAAAGUUACCGGAGCCUGCUUCUUUGUGUUCAGCGGUGCCUUGAAAGCCUCCUCGGGGUUCUUGGCCAAGACCAGCAUCGUGGAAGAUGGGGUGAUGAUCCAGAUCACAGCUGAGACCAUGGACUCUCUCCGUCAGGCCCUGAGGGACAUGAAGGACUUCACCAUCACCUGUGGUAAAGCAGACCAGGAGGAGAACCAGGAGUUGGUCCACGUCCAGUGGACAGAGGACGACCACAAUUUCAACAAAGGUGUCAUCAGUCCCAUCGAUGGGAAGUCCAUGGAGUCCAUCACCAGCGUCAAGAUCUUCCACGGCUCCGAGUUCAAAGCCAACGGCAAAGUCAUCCGCUGGACGGAGGUGUUCUUCCUCCAGAGUGAAGACCAGCCCAACGGUCUGAGUGACCCUGCUGAUCACAGCCGUCUGACGGAGAACGUGGCCAGAGCCUUCUGUGUGGCUCUGUGUCCACACCUGAAGCUGCUGAAGGAGGACGGCAUGGCCAAGCUGGGUCUGAGGGUCACGCUGGACUCUGACCAGGUGGGCUACCUGGCAGGAAGUAACGGCCAGCCUCUGCUGCCUCAGUACCUGAGUGACCUGGACAGCGCCCUGAUCCCCGUCAUCCACAGUGGAGCCUGUCAGCUGAGUGAGGGUCCGGUGGUCAUGGAGCUGGUCUUCUACAUCCUGGAGAUCAUCUCCUAGAAGGCACUCGUACGUCACGACAAGCUGGAACUUUUUAUUUUUAUUUCUAUCUCACAGCCUGGUGCUCCAUCUCUCCUCCUCCUCCUCCUUCUCCUCCAUCUUCUCCCUCCGACUUUGUUUGCACUUCACAACAGCCUGAAAGCUGUCGUGGUCCAGCUGUGGUAGCGCUUCUCCACUCAAACCUAUGCAUCCAACCACCAGAGGUCGCCACGUGCAUAUUUUAUACAGGUGGUCUGGUGGGUCUGGGUCUGUCCUCAAACACACGCCAAACACGUCACACUGUGGUAUUUAAAGGUUAGACAAGUGCCUCUGGUGGUAUACUGACGGUAUUACCGCGGGUUUGAAAGAAGAAGAGUUUGUUCAGAUCAGAUAUAUAUUUUAACAACGAGUGAAAAGGUUUAGAUCAGUAGUACAGAUUAUAUAUUUACAGACGAGGCUGCGUGGACGAGUAAGGUCAGAGGUCAAAGUGCAUUAACUGAUGUUGGUCUUAAAAAGUAGCAUCGACAGCAUCAGACAGUGAGGAAUAAUAAUAACUGCAUCAGGGAUUCAAACUAACGACUUAAUAAAAGUAGAAAAGAAAGGAAAACGACCGUGAACCAUUUUCUCAUUUAAAAUGAGAAAAUGGUUUGAAAAAAACACCACUGAUAAUGAAUACAAUUUAAACCAUGGCCUGGGAUUGGUCUGGGACCCAGUGGUUGGGAACCCUGUUCCGAGUCCGUAAGCGUUAAAAAGCAAUCGUAUUAGUGAAGCAAGAGUAUUAGUGAAGUAUUAACGUAAUAGAGUAUUUCAGGUCAGUUACUUCCUGUCUGUAGGUUGUCCUGAACCAGUGUGUGUGUGUGUGUGUGUGUGUGGACAGACCCACUGACCCGGCCCGGUGUGAUGUCAGGUUGGUCCACGCUUCAAUUCAAGGUCACGGUAUGACCUCAGUGUGUGACGUCAGCGUGUGACGUCAGUGUAGCACAAACGCUGCAGGAGGGAGACUUGAAGUCUUCAGGAAAUGCUACAAACCAUCAGCUGAGGGAUACAGCGCCCCUCUGUGGUGUGAUUUUUUUUUUUAUUAUUUCUCAUGGAUCUCAGUGCCUGCAGCCUCCGUCCAUCAGAAGGAGAAACAAAAACAGUCUCGGCUCCAGUCUCCAGCUUUACUCAUCCGUCACCAGAUGCUUUACUUCACGGACCCACGUGUCGAAGCCUUGUACAUAUUUUCUAGAGCGGAAAAAAAACCUUUUUUUCCAGCCGUAGCCUCCAGGAAAUUUCCUGAAACACGGUUCUGUCUGAGAAACGACCGGCGUCUGCUGUGAAACUUCACCGACCGACGUCAAGUCAGGAGGAAGUUCACAUUUUCCCUGAAGUGGACAAAUCCAAGGUUCUAAUGCUUUACUGUUAAAGUCCAACGACGUGUACAGACAAACACAACGACAACAGAGAGAAAACGGUUUUAAUCCUGGAUCUCAAAGACAUCACAGCUCCAGGAAAAGAAAAGAAACUCUCCAGAUAUUUUUAAUUCAGACAAAGAAACUGUUGAAGAUGUAAACUUGUACAAUUCUAUAUAAAUAUAUAUAAAUACACUAUAUAUUAUAAAAAAAAAAAAACAU